AUCAAUACUUCCUUUGAGGGCUGAAAUUUCCGAAACUCGCGCAAUCAAUUUCCUUUUUACGCAUCACCUUACUAAAUCAUAGACUCGACUACAUUCAGCGCCAUUUGAAGCGAACGGCGGACGGGACCCACAUCUUCAGACUAAUGGAACGGCUCCGCUAUCUAUUCGUGGCUUUCCUUUGGAUGCUCACGGCUGGGAGGGCGAGUGAGCUGAAGGUUUCUCAGCCUGGAUACCUGGGAGUUUCAAGCAUGGGCAGGCCUGCUCUGGAAUGUGUGCACAACUCUGACAAUGAUGCCGAACUUAAGUUAACAAUUCUGAAAGGGAGUGAGAGAUCCACUGUUUGCUCUGGUACAACAUCUUCAUCCAUACAGAUUGUCAGCUCGAGUGAAUUACUUCACUGUAGAUUUGAACGGAUACCAAACAAAGUCUCUGUCAUGAUACAUGGACUGAACUCUUCACUAACCGAUAAUUAUUUCUGCAAGAUUGAGAAAUUGUACCCUCCACCUUAUGAAUCCGAUGUGGGAAAUGGGACAAUUAUCUACAUCAGACCAGAAGACAUGAAAUGCCCUCAGUUUUCAUUCUUGCUGGUCAUGGGAAUUCUAACUCCCCUGCUUCUAGUCUGCAUGGUCUCCAUCAUCAUUCUGAUAACUAAAAACAAAGUGAAGAAAACCAAUGUGAAUCCCGUGUAUGAGCAGAUGGCACCCACCAGAGGGAGAAAAUAGGUUGGUACCAACAAAAUGAUGAUGAAAGCUGAUGGAGGAGCAGCGCCACACAAUACAUUCACUGCCACUUCUACACAACUUACAGAUCUGGGAUGCACACAACUACAGUACCUCUAUGAGUCUGGUUGCAAAUCCUACCCACAAUUUGGUGACUUCAGGGAUUGACUAGGGGAUUGUGAGAUUCAGCACUUCACUAUAUGCUGAUCUUUGUGAGUGAAGCUGUACACGGCAGAGUAUGGAGGCGCAGAAACAGCUCACACAGGUUACCAAACUAAAGAGACUGAAAUCCAUGCACGGGGGCCGUCACUGUACGGGAUACACAUGCUGUUUUGUUUGGGUUGGGAGGUGGGUGCAGGGUAAUAGAUUUGGUGUUGCACUAUUGACUUUUACUUAACACGGGCUGCCUAUUCAACGUGACAAUGCUUCAUGUUCUGGUAUGUAUGUUUAAAGGUCAAUCCCUGUGAGUUUGUUCAGGGGACAGUUUUGUGACUAAAAGCAUUGAUGCCACCUGACCUGCAAGCGUUUGCAACUUUUUCUGUUUUUAUUUGUAAUUAAAAGGUCUUGUAUGUUAAACUUAAGAAGUUCUCUUUUUUUAAAAAAAAGAAUGUUUUCA
This is a messenger RNA of Pristis pectinata (smalltooth sawfish), 1335 nucleotides long. RefSeq names its product cytotoxic T-lymphocyte protein 4-like. Gene Ontology annotation, biological process: regulation of T cell proliferation; T cell receptor signaling pathway. The coding region runs from base 144 to 722 and encodes 192 amino acids. Gene Ontology annotation, cellular component: external side of plasma membrane. The transcript is spliced from 5 exons. NCBI's taxonomy places the organism in Eukaryota, Metazoa, Chordata, Chondrichthyes, Rhinopristiformes, Pristidae. The record is from RefSeq and is a predicted model, not a curated record.